Polistes dominula (European paper wasp) is the source of this 1173-nucleotide messenger RNA. RefSeq lists its product as uncharacterized. Gene Ontology annotation, molecular function: protein binding. Lineage: Eukaryota; Metazoa; Arthropoda; Insecta; Hymenoptera; Vespidae. The record is from RefSeq and is a predicted model, not a curated record.
GUUACAAUAUUAAAUUUACUUAAUGUUAUUUCGUUAGUUGUUCAAAAUCAAGUAUGUCAAUCAUUUCAAAUAAUUCGAUAUUGUCCUUUUACGAUGGUCAAUCUUAUUGUUUCGUUAAAGAUAUUUUAGUGCCCGGUUAUACAAUCGAAGAGGAACUCAUCAGAAUCAUUGGAUUUGCUAGUUUUAAGGAGAUUAAUGAUUUCAUUUCAAAGAUUUCCAGUCAUUCAAUAAAUUUGCAUUAUCCCACGUUCGAUUUAAAAACACCCCUUCUAGAAGUUGUUCGUCGUGAGGAUGUUCAAAUCUUGGCAUUGCUUCUUGAUAAGAUUCCGGUCUCUUUGGAUGAUACUACUACGCAACCCUGUGGAAAAACAGUUCUUAUGAGUGCUGCAUAUACAAGUAGAAAUACAGAAAUAUUACAAUUGUUAUUAAAAAAAGGCGCCAAUCCUAACAAACUCGACGUUCGUAAUUGGUCUUGUCUUCAAUACGCCAUAGUUGGAGAACGUAUAAAAAAUGUAGAAAUUCUUUUAGACAUUGGUUUAGACAUCAAUGCUCGAGAUUGCGAUGAUCGAACACCAUUAAUGAUAGCCGUUAUUUUAUCUAACUUGGAGAUCAUUUCGUUGCUAUUGAAUCGUGGCGCCGAUUUUACUGUUCAAGAUCGAACAGGAUUCACUGCUUUACAACUUGCAAUUUUACGAAAAAAAAGAGACGCAGCUAUUAUUUUAAUUGAAAAAGGAAGCAACGUUUAUCUACCAACACCAUUGACCAAGAUUUCACUUAAACAAUUGUCCGAAAUUACAUUGACAAAGUUAUUACCUUCUAUUCAAUAUGACGACGACGACGACGAUGACGUUUUUCAUUAUGACGAUCAAGAUUCAAUCCACAAGAUGGCGGUGAAUGACACGAACGAUUACUGCAAUUAUCGAUAUGGAACGACUAUCGAAAUCAAAGUCGAUUCUGAUGUAUCGAUCAGUGAAGCCUGAUCGUAGAACAUUUCUACCCUUUCUCUCGAGCCCAGCACGCCUCGCACACAAUGAAAUGUUACGUGUCGGUGUGUCGGGAAACCGAAAGAAGCCGAGGGAAGCCGAGGGAAGCCGAGGUUAACUGCGGAUAUAUCAUCAUGGUAUUAUGUCUAUGUAUUUCUCUGCGGCGCGUGGUGGGGGUAUUAUUUCUCCG